CGUAUCCCAGUCCGAGGCCAUGUGGGCGAGGCCGGCGGCGGCUGCCGAGCCGUGGCUGCUGCUCGCUGGCCCGAGAGUCCGCUGGUCGCUCGCCGCCCUAGCGCCCGUGGGCGGCCGCAUGGAAGAGCCCGGCCCGGGGAGCAGCGGCCCGGGGGACGCGCCCCCCGCGGCCAAGAGGCGGCGGCUGCUGGCCGGGGAGGAGAAGCGGCCGGGCCCCGGCGAGCGCUACGUGCCGCCCCCGAGGAAGCGCAACCCCGGCGUGAGCUUCAGCGAGCCGCACUUCGCCGAGACCCGCUACUACUUCGAGGGCGGGCUGCGCAAGGUGCGGCCCUACCACUUCGACUUCCAGACCUACUGCAAGGGCCGCUGGGUGGGCAAGAGCCUGCUGCACGUCUUCAGCACCGAGUUCCGCGCCCAGCCCCUCGACUCCUACCGGGCCGCGGCCAGCGCCGGCCGCCUGCGCCUCAACGAGCAGCCCGUGCGGGACCUCAGCGUCGUGCUCAAGAAUAAUGAUUUUCUGAGGAAUACAGUGCAUCGCCAUGAGCCUCCAGUCACUGCUCAGCCUAUCCAGAUUUUGGUGGAGAAUGACGAGGUGGUUGUCGUGGACAAACCCUCGUCUUUACCCGUACACCCAUGCGGCAGAUUUCGACACAAUACUGUCAUCUUCAUCUUGGGCAAAGAGCAUAACCUGAAGGAGUUGCACACUAUUCACCGGCUUGAUCGCAUGACUUCCGGUGUGCUCAUGUUUGCCAAGACUGCAGAAGUGUCUAAGAGGAUUGAUGAGCAAGUUCGGCAGAGACAGCUGGAAAAGGAGUACGUCUGCCGUGUGCUUGGGGAGUUUCCAGAAAAUGAAGUGACCUGCGAGGAACCCAUCCUGGUUGUUUCUUACAAAGUGGGGGUGUGUCGUGUGGACCCCAAAGGCAAAUCCUGUAAAACUGUCUUCCAAAGGCUUAGUUAUAAUGGCAAGACCAGUGUGGUCAAGUGUUUUCCAUACACAGGUCGCACUCACCAGAUCCGGGUCCAUUUGCAAUUCCUGGGAUAUCCUAUUGUCAAUGACCCCAUCUACAAUAUGGAAGCCUGGGGUCCUACUAAGGGUAAGGGUGGUGAGAUUAAUAAAACAGAUGAGGAGCUUCUCAGGGCUUUAGUGGAAGAACAUCGUUCCAAACAGAGCUUGAGCAUCUUGGACGUUUCAGAGGAGGACCUGAGGCCCAUUGUGGGAAGUAAAGAAUGUGACCAUUCAGGUUACUGUACUAAACCAGUUGAGAUUAUGCCUAUAAGCACAGACUCCUGCAGAACUGAGGACUCUAAGGAUCAGAAAGAAGCUGAAAUACAGGCUUGUUUGCAGAAUUCUGACACCAGACCAGAAACACAUGAAGCAAACCCUGAAGGAGCUAGUUCAAGUGGGAAUCAGGAUGGACAUACAGAAGAAAAGGACCCUCUGUGUGAGGAGUGUAAAAUAGUGAGGCAGGACCCAUCUCCUAGGGAGCUUGUGAUGUACCUGCAUGCCUUACGCUACAAGGGAGCAGAGUUUGAAUACAAUUCCAAGAUGCCAGACUGGGCUCUAGAGGACUGGGAUGAGAGCUAAGAAUAGAUACUGAGACUUUUUAGUUUCCUUCCAACAAAACUAAAAUGAAAGUAUUUGGUAAAGUCCUGAACUUGUGUGCGGUAAAAAUAUCUCAUUGGAGCUACUGCGAUCUUCCAUCAUUAUUUAUUGUGUUGUGCCUGGAUUGCUUGUGAAUUUUGAGGAGGUGGGAAGAGUUCUUCCUGAUUAGCGUUGAGAACUCUUUCCUAACAAUGAACCUGCUGACAGCUACUGAAGGGAGAGAUGGUUAAUCCAAGACACUUUAACUAUGUUUUCCUUUAAGAUGGUAACAGUGAUGGGUAAAAAAUAUUACUCAAAGGUGGGAAGCUUGGAACAAUUGCUUCCUCUUCUCACCACAUGGUGUUCAGGGUGCAUCCUUGUUUCCAGAUUGAAUGCAGUUGCUUACUAAAUGCAUACAACUAAGACAAUCAGCAUCUUGGCCCUUUUCCUGUGUCUGUCAUCUAACUCCCUUGUCUUUCUGGGUAAGGGUUGGGGAGAUGUUAGUCAAUCUAAAAUACUUCAGGUGUCACACCCAGAUCAGUUUCAGUUGUGUUCUUAGUUUUGUUUAUACCAAGGCACUGCAAGCUGGUUCUUUUCCUGGCAGGUUAAUUUUCAUUCAUUUUAUUUGGAGUUCUGUUGCAUUGUGCAGUUCUCCUCAUUAAGACGUUUCCAUCCUUGUGUGUGUUUCCAGAUUCCGUUUUUUGUUUGUUCUAGAUGGAGUAUAGUCUGUCCUUAAAUCAGCUUUGCAAAAUUCCUUGGAAAAGCAUACUGCUCCAACUAAAAAUUCAGUAGCCCAAAGAAAUUGUCAUCUUUGCUGUUAAUGAGUCCAUAUCUGUAGGUACUCCCAUCCAAAACAAUCUCUACAUAUUUUAAUCAGUCUGUUUCCUUUCCCUAUAUUUUUUAACUCCUCCCAUAUAGUUUCUCUCCUUAUUCCUUAACCCCCAUUACGCCUUUUACUGUACAUCUUGUACUGUGCAUAUCUUUUCUAACAUAUCUUAACCACCCCCUUCCAUGUACCCACACACAGGGCUUAGAAAGCAUACCAAACAUAUAAUAGCCAGAAAGCUAAGUCUGAAAAGGAAGGUGGCAGGGGCUUGCUGUUUCAGGGAUGGCUCUACUCCACCCUCUUGACUUUUUGGUUGUUCUAAGUAGGGGUGUUUCUACUACCCUAGCCUUCAUUUUGCAGCUCCCAGCCUCUGUAGAAGGAGCUUCAGUAUCAGCCUCUGCUAUUACUCAGAAACUUUGUGAGCUGCUGCAGAAUGAAACACCUGAUUGCAGCAGUGAUAGGGUUCUGAAUAGUAGAAGUAAAACUGAAAAUACUUUGGUUAUUUGGUUUCAGCGUGUUCUGAAAGUUCUAACCCACACCUGAGGCAUUUCAAGAAUUAGAACACUCCAUCUGUUUGUGUGUGAGAGACUUUAGGAUGUAAAAAAAUGUUAACCUUGUGUGGGGUUUUUGUUUUGUUUUUUGUGUGUUCAUUUUUUUAUUUUUUUUUAUUUUUUUUGAAGGGCAGGACAGUGAUGUACUCACUGGGACAUUUCCUGUUUGCUAUGGCAAAGUGGAUUUUUCCAUCCCAACCUUAAAUAAUAAUGCUAAUGUUGGUAGAUGUGUGCUAGCUGCUUGUACUUGCCCUGCAUUAGACAGUAAACCCAAACCUGUACAAGCCAGUGCAUUGCUGGUAAGUUGAUAUUAGGAAGUCUAGAAUGUUAUCGGCUUAUUCUAACGAUGCCAAGAGUGCAUCUAGAAUAGAAAAAAGUGUGUGUGGAUUUUGGCCAAACAAAAAUCUUCGCUCACUACCCAGUGCUAUGUUUGAUCAACAUACAUAGUCCCUUUAUUAUUAUAGCAGCACUUAGAGGCCUUGACGAGAGCCUUACCAUGGUAUGCAUUGCCCACACCUAAUAAGAAGGUAGCCCCUGCCCUGUUCAGGUUUACAGACUAACUGUGAACAUUCGCAUCUAGUCUUCUAUAUGCCCAAACAGGAGUGAUAUCUUCAAAGAGGGUUUCUUCAGGAUUCAUGAUCUUGGCCCUGUGAAAUACAAAGGUGACUUAAAGUAAGAAACUGCACAACUGCCACUUUCCCUAGUAAUUUGUGUGUUAAUGCUAAGUGCUUUCUUUAUUAUUCUGUGGCUAUAGUGUGUGUGGUGGGGGGAGAGUACAGAGGCUCCAUGAUUUACCAGCUAGUAUGUCACAGUGCCCCAUUCUGCAAAAUGAAAGAUCAUUAGGGUAACACCACCAAGGGAAGGGGUUUUUUAACUCUGGUUUAUCUUUGCUGACUGACACGUUGAAGAAUGUGUUGAAUUUAUCAUUCUGCCACUUGAAUAAACACAUCCAACAGAGAGGUCCUCUAGCAACACCAGGAAAGACCAGAGUUGCUGAGAGUGCAUGCACACAUUAAAAACAAAAAAAACAAAAAACCAGCCCACCCUACACAUAUAAUAUACACACACACUUUAAAAAAAAACCCUUCGUGGAUCACUGCAUAAAGUUGAUGGUAAAGAACAAAGUGCUGUUUUAUCAAUAUAGGCAAACUCUUCUGUCCAUCCUUUGAAGAAAUGAAUUUUGAGGUCCCAGCUCUACAGCAGAGAGCCUGGAAGCCGUGAAAGCUUCAGCUGGAGCUCUCAGGGUUUCCAUGCUUCCUGAUGAGGGCAUGGCAGGCCUACCUCAAGCUGUUGCUCUCAGGAUCUGGACUCCCAGUACCAUAGGGAGCCUGGAAGCUCGGAGAGCCACAUCUCCAGCUGGGGCUUCCAGGCUGUCUGCCACUGAGCCAGGCUCCCUGGUCAACUUGCGCCCCAGAUGCCUAUACUCUAUUAGCUCAGGGAGCCAGCUGGCGUGGGAAUUUGGUAGCCCUAGGGUUGCCAGCCUUGGGCCAUCCAUGUGGUCAGGCUGUCAUGGGGCUAGUGGACCAUGGAAUCCCUGGCAGCUGCUGACCUGGUUCAUGUCCAUUUCAUGGCUGCUCAGGACUGAAUGGUAGCCUUGAAAAUGACAGUUUGAUAGCUGCUAUUCAGUGAGGGGAAGUAGUGAAACUGACACGAAUCAUUUCAGUUUCACUAAGCAAUUACCUGGGAGCAUAUUUCCAUAGGUGCUGGAUCUAGGGGUGAUAUUGCACCCCCAGCCUUGAAAUGGUUUCCAUUAUAUACAGGGCUUACAGUUUGGUUUAAUGACUCUCAGCACCCCCUUCAUAUUUCAUUUUGAAAAUACUGUUUUAGAGUUUCUGAAACACAAUUUUUCAGAAUCUCCAGUUCAUGAGAAAUUUUUAAUGUUGAAAUUUCCCAUGACCUGGAAAUUCCAAAUUUCAGCCAACUGUAAUCCCAAAUUUAAUUCUGCUGCCUUUUCUAUCUCUUCUGUAAGAAGACUACCACAUGAAGCAAAUACUUUAUAAUGCUAAAGUGUGGAAGUAAUUUAUGUUCCUAUGUGGAGAACGGAAGACUGAAAGACCUAUUGUGGAAAAUUUGGGGGAAGGAGUAAGUACAGAUAAUAUUUUGAGUGCUGUAUCUCCACUUCAUUUUUUCUGGCCAUGCUUAACAGUUACUAUUAAGGCCUUCAUACACCACCACAUUAUUUAUUGUGUCCCAUUGCUGAUAGAGAAACUGCCUGUGAUUACUGGCCCCAAAACAACUUGAACUGUGGGAGGUUACGGUUUUUUUAUUCAAGCAUCCUCCCUGUGAACAUUGCAAUUCAUUGUUUUAUUUGAGUUAAAAGCUGCUGUCUACGUUAUAUUGUGUGUGUAUGAGUUGUAAUUUGUAUGCAGAUAGCCAGAUUUGUGCAGUCCAAUCUGUUUCCUUUUUAUAAAGAUAAUUGAACAUACCAAAGGCAAUUACAAGGUAGUAUAAUUAAAGAUGUCAACAUGUUUACCAUAAACCCUGCUCUAUGACUGAUUUAAGCAAAAAAAAAAAAAAAAUUCUAAGCUAAAACCAUGGGGUAGCGGGCCUUCGUCGUGGAGUGAUUCUGUGCAUAUUUCAUGUAGGUGGAUAUGAUGCUUGGGGAAAGUGAAGAUUGUUGAGAUUGCUGUACCUGUUCUUUGUAGAGAGAACUUCAGUGACAACAACAGUACAGGCUUCUUGCCCAUUUGCUAAUGUGCCUUAACCAUAAUCUAAAGAGGCUGCUGGCUGGUCAGUCUCUUGUGACUCAUUCAUUCCUGGCCCUCUGUGCUAAACUGACAACAAGGGGGGCUAAUUGUGAUAUUUGUGUGUGUGAUGUGAAUGCUACAGGCUCUGGUCUUAAUGUGGAUGAGGCUCUUUGGGUGGGUUCCAAAGAUUGGACUUGGCCAGCGUGCUAUCUUGGCAUCAUGCACUGUCAGGCAGCAGCUUUUAGCUUGGGGCUGCUGAGGGCAAAUACAUCCCUUGUUCCCUGGGUCAACAGGGACUAGAAUAUGUGGCAGAGGAGGCUGGUUACCUUUACAUGCAAGUCACCACUUAUUUGUGUUGCUGUAGCGCACAGGAAUCCCAGUAAUGAACCGGGACCUGUAGAGUGAUGGCCACACACCAGAGCAAUAUGCGUGAACACGCUACUCUUGGGGGAAUUCUGCAUGUGUGCAUAAUUAAUGUGCUGCACGUACUUUUAUUUUUUUU
Caretta caretta (loggerhead turtle) is the source of this 6148-nucleotide messenger RNA. It is a transcript of the gene RPUSD2, whose product is annotated as RNA pseudouridine synthase domain containing 2. Lineage: Eukaryota; Metazoa; Chordata; Testudines; Cheloniidae. The record is from RefSeq and is a predicted model, not a curated record. Gene Ontology annotation, biological process: enzyme-directed rRNA pseudouridine synthesis. Gene Ontology annotation, molecular function: pseudouridine synthase activity; RNA binding.